This is a messenger RNA of Amaranthus tricolor (Joseph's coat), 3366 nucleotides long. RefSeq lists its product as uncharacterized. Gene Ontology annotation, cellular component: small-subunit processome; Noc4p-Nop14p complex; nucleolus. The transcript is spliced from 15 exons. The coding region runs from base 114 to 2906 and encodes 930 amino acids. The record is from RefSeq and is a predicted model, not a curated record. Gene Ontology annotation, biological process: maturation of SSU-rRNA. Lineage: Eukaryota; Viridiplantae; Streptophyta; Magnoliopsida; Caryophyllales; Amaranthaceae.
AAUGAAAUUUUAGUUAAACCCUAAGACCGGGUUAUAGAUAGGUCGGUUAUCGCCGGACGCAAGAAGCUUUCAAAAACCCUAACUUGUCUGCCAGCAUUGAGCAACAUUCAACAAUGGCGAAGAAAAAUAAUAGCGAAACAGCAAAGAAAAUCAAGAAAAAAUCGAAGAAAGCAGGCCUUAAUAAGGUAUCUAUGAAACUCAAACAACCUCCGAAAGAAAACCCUUUUGAGACAAUUUGGUCUCGUCGCAAAUUUGACAUCAUCGGUAAAAAACGCAAAGGAGAAGAACGACGUAUUGGGCAAGCUCGAACUCAUGCCAUUGAAAAGAGGAAGAAAACGUUGUUGAAGGAGUAUUUGCAAAGUGGCAAAGCUUCUGUGUUUCUGGAUAAACGAAUUGGGGAGCAGAAUGAUGCUCUUGGUGAAUUUGAUAAGGCCAUUUUACGUUCUCAACGUGAACGCCAGAUAAAAGUGAAACAAACAAGCAAAUAUAACCUAUCUGACGGAGAGGAGGAUGAUCUUAAUAUCUUUGAUGGAUUUAAGGAUGACUUUGAUGAUGAUGUAGAGCAUGGAAGUGAUGAGGAAACAUAUCAAGGAGCAGAUGGAAACAAAUCUUGCAUCUUAAGACAGUUAGAAGCUCCUCGUAAUCAGAAGUCCGAGGAUGCAGAUAUGUAUGAGAUUGAGGAAAAGAGGCAGAAAAGCAAGAAGGAAGUGAUGGAAGAGGUCAUUCAAAAAAGCAAGUUUUUCAAGGAACAAAAAGCAAGGGAAAAGGAAGAAAAUGAGAAGUUGGUUGAUCAAUUGGAUGAGGAGUUUGAAUCCCUAGUUCGGUCUGAGGCUUUCUCGUCUCUGACUCAACCAAGUAAGAUGAAUGCCUUGAAGGCUCUUGUGAAUCCUAAUUUUUCUAAAGAGCACAAAACGAAAGCGGUUUUGUCUGUUCCUGAGGAUUCCAAGCAGGAUGAACCUGAUUUGUAUGAUAAAAUGGUUAGUGAGAUGGCAUUUGAGAUUCGUGCUCAUCCAUCAGAUAGGACAAAGACGCCAGAGGAAGUAGCUGAAGAGGAGAAAGAACGACUCGAGCGACUUGAGCAAGAGCGUCAAGAUAGGAUGCGUGCCAUUGAUGAUGCUAGUGAAGGCGAUGAUGAUGAACUGGAAGAUGAUAGGAAACUAUCUGCUAACAAGCAAAGUCAUAUCUCUGGCGAUGACCUUGGUGAUUCAUUUACUGUUGAUGAUAAGUCACUGAAUAAAAAGGGAUGGGUUGAUGAAAUUCUAGGAAGGAAGGAUUCUGAAGAUACUGAGGAUGAAGAAAGUGAUGAUUUGGAUGACAGUGAAGAUAAUGAAGGGUCAGAUGAUGAGGAUAGUGACGAAAAGGCAGAAACUCUGAAGGACUGGGAGCAGAGUGAUGAUGAUGCUGAUGAAAAUAUAGUUGAUGAGGAUGAAUCUGAAGAAGAGGAGGGAGCAGAAGAUAUUAAAACACAUGAUAGUACUGAGGACAAAAAGAAUGAGAUGCUUGUCACUUCUGACAGGAAGAGAAAGAAAACUUCGCAAAGUUUAGGUGAGAGUAUGCUACAACGCUCAAGUUCAAAACAGGAACUUCCGUUUAAAAUCAACACCCCAGGAACUAUUGAGGAAUUAUGCGAACUAUUUCAAGAACGUUCCAAUGAAGAUAUAAUCGAGGCGAUCAGGAGAAUCUGCAUAUGCAAUGCUAUUGCUCUUGCCGCAGAAAACAGGAAGAAAAUGCAGUUGUUUUAUGGUCUUCUUCUACAGUACUUUGCUACACUAGCAAAUGCAAAGCCGUUAAACUUUCAUUUAUUGAAUAUGUUGGUCAAGCCCUUGAUUGAAAUGAGCGUAGAGAUUCCAUAUUUUUCAGCAAUUUGUGCUCGUGAACGAAUUUUGCGCACUCGUACAAAAUUCUCUGAAGAUAUCAAAGAUCCAGAUAAAAGCUGCUGGCCUUCCCUGAAGACUUUGCUUUUGUUGAGACUUUGGUCCAUGAUAUUUCCAUGCUCUGACUUCCGUCAUGCUGUCAUGACACCAGCUAUUUUGUUGAUGUGUGAAUAUCUGAUGCGUUGUCCUGUUCUGUCUGCUCGUGAUGCUGCAAUUGGUUCCUUCUUGUGCUCCAUAGUUCUUUUGGCGACUAAACAGUCUAAGAAGUUCUGUCCUGAAGCUUUAUUAUUUUUAAAGACUUUAUUACUUGCAACCAUUGACGGAAAAUGCUACAGAGGAUCUCAGAUGUAUCAACAUCUUCUAGAUCUCAAAGCACCCAUGCCACUGUUGUGUAUAAAAGAGAGUAUAGAAGAUGUCAAACCUCUGGACUUCCUCAAGAUUAUGAACUUGCCUAAAGAUUCCUCAUUUUUUGACGGCCAUGGUUUCAGGGCCAGUGUGCUUAUGUCAGUGGUGGAAACCCUUAAAGGAUUUGUAAACAUCUAUGGAGAACUUAAAGCUUUCCCUGAAAUAUUUUUGCCGAUUUCCGCUUUGUUGGUUGAAGUUUCUGAUCAACAAUACAUGCCCGGUUCUUUGAGAGAGAAACUAAGAGAUAUGGUUGAGAUCAUAAAAAAGAAAACUGAAGAAUAUCAUGAGCUCCGACAACCACUUCAAAUGCGGAAGCAGAAGCCUGUGGCUAUCAAAUUAUUGAAUCCAAAGUUUGAGGAGAAUUAUGUGAAGGGUAUGGAUUAUGACCCUGAUCGUAUUAGGGCCGAGAAUAGAAAGAUGAAAAAGCUUCUCAAAAAAGAAUUGAGGGGAGCUAUUCGUGAGGUUAGGAAAGAUAACAAUUUCCUACAAGAUGUAAAGCAGAAAGAGAGGCAGCGGAUGGAAGAGGAACGAGCGGAAAAAUAUGGAAAAGCAAGAGCGUUUCUUCAAGAACAAGAGCAUGCUUUCAAAUCUGGGCAGCUUGGGAAGGGUGGUAAAAGGAGAAGAUGAAUGCUUGUCAAUUGUCAUCACCUGUUAAGUUGCAACAAGGUGUCGUUAUAUUUCUUUCCAAAAUGCUGUCAAAGAUAGAACUUUGUAUAAAAAAAGCAGAGAUCAACUUGGGUAUUUUUUCGUCAUCAAGAGUCGAGACAAGAACAGCCUCAAAAUAUACCAGCUGUAACUAAAUUGCGCAAAUAUAUACAACAUAGACAAAAAUGCAACAAUCAUCUGCCGCGCCAAAAGUUGAUUGACCACCCUUGUCCAUGUCCAUGUUCAUGUUCAUGUUUAUGUUCGGUUACUUCUUUGGAGACGAACUUAACUUAAAUGUAGAAUAGUGUUUAGUACGGAAUUCUACGUAGGGUAACGGUUAGUUGAUGCAAUUUGGAUGUUGGCUUUAAGGCUUUUGAUUGCUUUUGGAUAAUUGUUUUAAGGCAAAGAUUAAGCAAGAGGGUUCAACCCAUUUUUGUUUUAA